AUGGGCGGUGGCGUGACGCGUCGCGAGGUGGCUCGCCACGAGGCGGCGGCGCUCGCGGAGCUCGAGCCGGAGCGCGCCGAAGCGGCGUACCUGCGCGCCGGCGCCGCAGACGACGCGGUGCGCAUGUGGCUCGAGCGCGGACACCACCAGCGCGCGCUGCGAAUAGCCGAGCAGCACGCGGAGCACAUGGUUGAAGAAGUGCUGGUGGAGGGUGCUCGGGCGGCAGCUGAGCGUGAUGACCUUGUACAGUUUGAGGCGCUGAUGAUUCGAGCUAAUCGGCCCGGCGAGGUCGUGCAACACUAUAGAGAACUGGAAAUGUGGGAAGAUGCAGCACGAGUUGCAAGAGAGUAUUUGCCUGACAGUGCGGAACCAGUACCUUCGACAGUUCCUCCCUUAUUGCAACGAGCCGCCGAUCAUGCUGACAGAGGUGAGUGGUGGGAGGCAGUGCAGUUGCUGCUGGGUGCCAGUGCGGCCGGAGCUUCGGGCGGCGCCGCACGCUUAGCAGAGCGCGCUGCUCUCCGCGCUGCGAGAUUAGCACGUGACCAUCUGACUGGGCAACGUCGCCGCGCCGCCGCCGACUUGUUGGCUGACAGAUUUAACGCUAUCGGCCAGAGUGAUGUUGGAGAGCAAUUGCGAGCAGCACUCGCCGAAGGGGACGACGAAAUAGCCUCAGGCACUCCUGAAGAGGAUGAAGCGAGCCCGAGCAAGCUGCGCGAGAUGCAAGCGGAAGCGGUGGCGGAAGCGAGCGCUGAGGCGGAGGCAGAGGGCGCGGCGCUGGAGCGGUUGGCGCGCGCAGGCCACUGGCAACGAUGCCUCGCACACGCUGGCCGCUUCGCCCCGCACUACGCGUUGCGUCACGCCGCCCACCUCUUCAAGACGCAUUCGCGUAUGGAAGGCGUCGACGUGGAUAGUGAUGACGUCCCGGAAGCUCUGUCCCAAGCGUUGGAUACAUUGCGCCAGCAUAUUGUGGGAGAUGCAGAGAACGCAAUACAGAACAGCGAUGAAGCGCUGGCGAGGGCUGUGUGCAGCGAGCUCCUGGUUCGCGUGUCAACAGCUCCUCUAGCCCUUCAAGCGCUGAAAGAUGCCGCUGCUAUUAUGCUAGCUGCGGGGGCGGACGACCGAUCGUUGCAGGCAAUUACUUUGUUGCUUGGGCUCCACGUACCACAACUUGCUCCCAAAGUGGCGCGCGCGCUUCCACGGUACACUGAUAUUAUUGUGGCUGACGUUGCGUUCCUACGGUGCGGGGUGGCGGUGCGCGGGGAGGGUGCGGGCGGCGCUCGCGAGGCGUUCGUUCUGCUCAACCACUGCCUCGACCUCGCAGAGGCGGCCGACGACGACUCGGCCCACCUGCUCGACUACACGGACUUUGAAUGCACGGACUGGCCUCGCAGUCCCCUGUUGCUGGAAAGUUCGUGCGUGCGCGGAGAGUCUCUGGAAGAGCUUCGCGAAUGGGUGCUCUCUGUUUCUAUGGACCAAGCAGUUGACCAGACCCUGCCGGUAGAUGGGCGUGGCAUGUACGCGGCGAGUGUCUCAGCAGACGAGCCCUGCUGCGUGAUCACUGGACACCCGCUAGGCUCCCGUCUUAUUACAUUUCCCAAUGGUCGCUGCGCCAACCGCGAGUGGUGGUCGCGCGUCGGCCAGGCGGCCCGCGCGGGCGGAGCGGCCGCCGCUUUGGUGCAUCACGUGGCCGCUUGGUGCGGCGCCCCGGACGCGGCGCACAUG
This is a messenger RNA of Iphiclides podalirius (scarce swallowtail), 1722 nucleotides long. The record is from the annotation of a GenBank genome assembly. Lineage: Eukaryota; Metazoa; Arthropoda; Insecta; Lepidoptera; Papilionidae.